UCUAGUUUCCAUUGAAUUUUCUGUCAAAGAUAUGUCAAUUAAUAAACUUCAAUGUCAAAUUUUUCCAUUAUUAUUGAGGAAAAUAAACAUUUAAAAAAACAGAUAUGAGUUUAACAGGCAGAAAUCGAACUAGUAUUUUGGAUAAACCUUUGAGUAGAGGUAAAGGAGAAGUAUCCCUCAGUUGUUUUGCCCUAUUGUUUUCAGAAGUUGUUCAGUAUUGUCAAAAUAAAUCUCAAACAGUGCCAGAACUACAAACAAGGCUGCAUGAACUUGGAAAACGAAUAGGUGUAAAACUUAUUGAUUUGUAUUUUGUUAGGGAAAGAGGAGGCAAAAGAGAGAUUAAGCUAUUAAACAUACUGUUAUUUGUAAAAUCUACUUUAUGGAAAGCUUUAUUUGGUAAAGAAGCAGAUAAACUGGAACAUUCUAAUGAUGACGAAAACACUUAUUAUUUAAUGGAAAAGGAGCCCUUGGUCAAUCGAUAUAUAUCAGUUCCUAGAGAUAAGAGUAGUUUGAAUUGUGCAGUUAUGAUUGCUGGAAUUGUAGAAGCGAUACUAACAGGAACUGGAUUUCCUGCAAAAGUAACAGCUCAUUGGCACAAAGGAACUACCUAUAUGGUGAAAUUUGAAGAUUCUGUUGUGGCUAGAGAUAAAAGUUUAGAAGAACGUUAGGUACUUUGAUUAGACUUUUGUUUAUGAAAUAUAUUGUUGAAUGUGUUUUGUA
Molecule: messenger RNA, 720 nt
Organism: Diorhabda carinulata
Lineage: Eukaryota; Metazoa; Arthropoda; Insecta; Coleoptera; Chrysomelidae
Gene: Trs31
Product: trafficking protein particle complex subunit 5
Exons: 4
Coding region: 105-668 (187 amino acids)
Biological process (GO): endoplasmic reticulum to Golgi vesicle-mediated transport
Cellular component (GO): TRAPPII protein complex; TRAPPIII protein complex; TRAPPI protein complex
Source: RefSeq, a predicted model, not a curated record